Messenger RNA from Closterium sp. Naga37s-1, 510 nucleotides. The record is from the annotation of a GenBank genome assembly. Lineage: Eukaryota; Viridiplantae; Streptophyta; Zygnematophyceae; Desmidiales; Closteriaceae.
AUGCACCUUCGCUCAAAUCUAAAAUCUCUUCCUGCCCCUCACCGUCUCGCAUGGCUGUGCCCAUGCACUCUCACUCCUCCACCCUCUCCCUGCUCUCCUGACCCCCCUGCCCGCCCUGUAUCCCCUGCCCUAUUCCCUCCUGCCCCUCCUGCCCUCCUGCCAUCUUGCCCCCCCCUCCACCCACCAGAGAAUGUACCGCGCUCCGCUGCUCUCCAGUGUGGGCUUCCUGGAGCAAGCCAUACCGGGCAUAGAGUUCAUCCCCACUGCCACACUUGGCUGGAUGCUAGAGACGUACCCUCAGCUGCGCCAGCUCACCCGAGCCUUGCCACUUAUGGGCCGACUCAGCAGCCGCUUCAAGAAAUGAGGGCCUCCUGGUCUCGUGAAUGCGCUGUACCGCGUGAGCCGGCGGUUCCUGAUGAAGUGGACGACGCCGCCAUGUCCGCCGACGCGGCUUCGCCUGCUGGUGAGUUCAGUGUCUUGCCGCAAAAGCCCUCUGUGAUUCUCAUUUGA